Rosa rugosa (rugosa rose) is the source of this 712-nucleotide messenger RNA. RefSeq names its product large ribosomal subunit protein eL34z. The record is from RefSeq and is a predicted model, not a curated record. The transcript has 4 exons. Gene Ontology annotation, molecular function: structural constituent of ribosome. Gene Ontology annotation, cellular component: ribosome; cytosolic large ribosomal subunit. Gene Ontology annotation, biological process: translation; ribosome biogenesis. NCBI's taxonomy places the organism in Eukaryota, Viridiplantae, Streptophyta, Magnoliopsida, Rosales, Rosaceae. Bases 81 to 443 code for a protein of 120 amino acids.
GCACCCGAGACCUCAGUCGUAUAAAGCCUCCGCCUUCAUCUAAAGCCCUAAUCGAGAGAGAAAGAGAGUCGACUGCGAAGAUGGUUCAGCGUCUCGUGUAUCGCUCGCGUCACAGCUACGCCACCAAGUCCAACCAGCACAGGAUCGUCAAAACCCCUGGAGGGAAGCUAGUGUACCAGACCACUAAGAAGAGGGCAAGCGGACCCAAGUGUCCUGUUACUGGCAAGAGGAUUCAAGGGAUCCCUCAUUUGAGGCCUGCUGAAUACAAGAGGUCUAGACUGUCUAGGAAUCGGAGGACUGUCAACCGUGCUUAUGGAGGAGUAUUGUCUGGAGCUGCCGUCAAGGAGAGGAUUAUCCGCGCCUUUUUGGUCGAAGAACAAAAGAUUGUGAAAAAGGUGUUGAAGAUUCAGAAGGCUAAGGAAAAGCUAUCUGCCAAGCACUGAGCUUGAAUGAAGAGUCUAGUGAGUUUUAAGUAGCUUCUAGAGUGAUUUUGGCUAUUAGUGGGCUAUGGAAAGUAGUUGGAGGUGUUCCAAUUUCUUUUUCUGUGUUUUGGUACUGCUGAUUUAUGUUAUAAUGUUGAGUACAUUUUCGUUGAGAAAUCCACUGCCUUGAAUUUGCUUGUUGUCUUUCGGUGGUAAGAUAUACGUUUCAAUUUGUUGUGUAAUGACAGAUCAGUAGUGUUUCCUGCAAUGCUUAUGUCUUUGUUUAGUUA